CUUUCACAUUUUCGCCCUGCACCUGUCCUCAUCGCCUCAUCGCCCCAUCCUCGUCACCUCGUCGCCCCAUCUCCACUCCUCUCUAGUAGACCUCAUUUCCACACAAUGUCUUCAGGUAACAAUCCAAAAAUAAAAAAUAGAGCAAAAUGGACUGAAAUGCAAAAAAUUUAUUUAGUAAUAUUAUUGAAAGAGCACAAUAAUCCUAGAUUUCGUGCUCAAAAUGGUUGGACCAAAGAAGGUUGGUUCAAUAUUUCAAAAGCAAUGAAUGCAAAGUUUCCAACUGCGCAAUUACAAAUGGAUCAAAUUAAAGAUCAAGAACAUCAAUUAAAAGCUUUUCAAUUAGUGAAAUCAUUGACUGAGCUUAGUGAUUUUGGAUGGGAUGCUACCACCAACAUGGUUUCUACUCCGCAAAAUGUUUGGGAACCUAUUCUAGAGUCUAACAAGGAAGCAAGGAAAUGGUAUAAUAAACCUUUUCCACAUUUCGAUACGCUUUUCGAGAUUUAUGUAGGUAAAUAUGUCGAAGGAAAACGUGUUCGUGGAAGUAAUUCUUGUAUCGAAGUACUUCCAAUUGAUCUUCCUAUAUCCCAAAUGGACUUAUUAUCACAACCAACAUCUCCAAUUCCAAGUAUUUCUGCUGCUGGAGAUUCUACUCGUCGCUUUGAUUGGGAGAAUGAAAGUGAAGAAGCAUAUACCGACUUAGCUAAUCCGCCAAUGUCUCAAGUGUCUCCUCCUACAAAUGAGACACAAUCACAACCCUUAAGGCCAUCAAUCCCUCCCUCGGAACAUGAAGAAUGCCGAGAAAAAAAGAAUCUUUAG
Molecule: messenger RNA, 816 nt
Organism: Ananas comosus (pineapple)
Lineage: Eukaryota; Viridiplantae; Streptophyta; Magnoliopsida; Poales; Bromeliaceae
Exons: 4
Coding region: 106-816 (236 amino acids)
Source: RefSeq, a predicted model, not a curated record